Messenger RNA from Ustilaginoidea virens, 3474 nucleotides. RefSeq lists its product as uncharacterized. The record is from RefSeq and is a predicted model, not a curated record. Lineage: Eukaryota; Fungi; Ascomycota; Sordariomycetes; Hypocreales; Clavicipitaceae. The coding region runs from base 1 to 3474 and encodes 1157 amino acids. Gene Ontology annotation, cellular component: RNA polymerase III complex. The transcript is spliced from 4 exons. Gene Ontology annotation, biological process: DNA-templated transcription. Gene Ontology annotation, molecular function: DNA binding; ribonucleoside binding; DNA-directed RNA polymerase activity.
AUGCCGCCGGUGGACGAUGGGUUCGAAGCCCUUCUGGAGCCCUUUUACAACGGCAAGAAGCUCACGGAUCCGGUCAACACCAAGGACGACAAAUUCCAGCUUCUGCCCGCGUUUCUCAAAGUCAAAGGCCUCGUCAAACAGCACAUCGACUCGUACAACUUCUUUGUCGAACAAGAGAUCAAGGACAUCGUCCGCGCCAAUCGCAUGGUCCGAAGCGACGUCGACAGCAACUUUUGGCUAGAGUUCACAGACAUUCGCGUCGAUCGCCCUCGUCGUCAGGACCACAACGAUGCCAAAUCCCGGAGCCCAGUCACUCCCAUGGAGUGUAGGCUUCGAGACAUGACCUACGCCGCCCCCAUCGUGGUGGAUAUCCAGUACAUCAGGGACAAGCAAAAGAUUAUUCGCAAAAACGUGCCCCUCGGACGAAUGCCCGUCAUGUUGAAAAGCUCAAAGUGUCGGUUGGGCGGUGCCAAUAACGCGCAGAUGGAAGCCAUGAACGAGUGCCCGCUCGACCCCGGCGGCUACUUCAUCAUCAACGGCACGGAAAAGGUCAUUCUGAUCCAGGAGCAGUUGAGCAAGAAUCGUGUCAUUGUCGAAGCCGACGAGAAGAACAACGUCAUCUCCGCCUCCGUCACCAGCUCCACCCACGAGCGCAAGUCCAAGACGUACGUUACCCUCAAAAAGGACAGAAUCGUCAUGACGCACAAUGUCUUGGUCGAGGGCAUUCCCAUCGUCAUCAUACUCAAGGCCUUGGGGGGCCUGUCCGACUACGAAAUCAUGCAGCUCGUGGCCGGGUCGGAUGGGAGAUAUCAGGACGAGUUUGUCAUCAACUUUGACGAGGCCACGCGAGCAGCCGUCUUUACCCAGCACCAGGCUUUGGAAUACAUUGGCUCAAGGGUAAAGAUGGGUUCGCGAAGGGCCAUGUUUGGCCCCCAGCUCCGUCGCAACAAUGUUGAAGAAGGCCUGGAUGCCCUGGCCAACCUGGUCAUUGCCCACGUGCCCAUCGAGGGCCUCGACUUUUACCCCAAGGCCAUCUACGUUGCCAUGAUGACCAGGCGAGUCCUGAUGGCGUCGAAAAACCCCAAGCUGGUCGACGACAGGGAUUUCGUCGGAAACAAGCGACUUGAGCUGGCCGGACAGUUGCUAUCGCUCCUAUUCGAAGACUUGUUCAAGAGAUUCAUCGUCGAGGUUAAGAUGUCCAUUGACAAAUUCCUCAAAAAAAACAACCGAGCCGUACCCCUUGACGCCGUCCACAUGAUCAGCAACCAUGCAAACAACAUCGGCAUGGGCAUCAACCGGGCCAUCCAGACCGGCAACUGGAGCGUGAAGCGGUUCAACAUGAACAGGGCCGGCGUCACGCAUGUACUCAGCCGACUGAGCUACAUCAGCGCUUUAGGAAUGAUGACUCGAAUCAGCUCGCAGUUCGAGAAGACGCGCAAGGUCUCCGGUCCUCGUGCGCUCCAGCCGUCGCAAUGGGGCAUGCUCUGCACUUCGGAUACCCCCGAGGGCGAAGCCUGCGGCUUGGUCAAAAACCUGGCCCUCAUGACGCACAUUACCACCAAUGUCGACGAGGAACCCGUCAAGAGGUGGGUCUUCUCCCUGGACACUGGCGUUGAGCCCAUCAGAAACUUCUCCGGUGCCGAGAUGCAUCGUGAGACGUCGUACGUCAUCCACGUCAACGGCACGCCAUUUGCUCUGACGAGAUACCCAAAGAGAUUUGCCUCGCGAUUUCGCACCAUGCGUCGAAGGGGCUGGAUCUCCCCGUUUGUCAGCAUCAACCUCAACACUCACUUCAACGCUGUUCACAUCGCGACAGACGAGGGCCGCAUUUGCCGACCGUACAUCAUUGUCAAGAACGGCAAGCAGAAGCUCAAGGACGAGCAUCUCCGCCUCUUGCAGCUGGGCAAGGCUUCCUUUGACGACUUCUUGACAAGAGGAGUGGUCGAAUACCUGGACGUCAACGAGGAGCAGGAUGCCCUCGUCACCCUCUACGAAAAGGACAUUACGCAGAGCACCACACACCUGGAGAUUGAGCCCUUCACCAUCUUGGGUGCCGUGGCUGGCGUGAUUCCGUUCCCGCAUCACAACCAAUCUCCCAGAAACACCUAUCAAUGUGCCAUGGGUAAGCAAGCCAUUGGGGCCAUUGCCUAUAAUCAGUUCAACAGAAUCGACACCUUGCUCUACACGUUGGUGUACCCGCAGCGGCCGAUGGUCAUUUCCAAGACUAUCCAGCUGGUACAUUACGACAAGCUUCCGGCCGGUCACAAUGCCACGGUGGUGGUCAUGUCAUACUCGGGAUACGAUAUCGAGGACGCGCUCGUUCUGAACAAGGCCUCGAUCGACAGAGGCUUCGGCCGCUGCCAGGUGUUCCGCAAGUACACCACGGAGCUGCAAAAGUAUCCAAACGGCAGGAGGGAGCGCAUUGGGGAUCCCGUCAACCAGGUCAGCGACGGCACAACGCGCCGCGAGGAGAAGUACGAGGCCCUGGACGACGACGGUUUGGCCACUGUGGGCUAUCGCGUCAAGCAGGGAGAGGUCAUGGUGAAGAAGGAGACACCUCUUGACCUGACAACCACCGGCAUCGGCCUUGAUCGGGGCCCAAGCGAGUACCGCGACUCUGCCGUGUCGUACCGCAUUGCCGACCCCGCUUACAUCGACAAGGUCAUGAUUUCCCAGACGGAAAAGGACACCACCGUCAUCAAGGUGCAGACCAGGCAGACCCGUCGGCCGGAGCUGGGAGACAAGUUUUCGUCUCGCCACGGCCAAAAGGGCGUCGUGGGCAUCAUCGUGGACCAAGAAGACAUGCCGUUUGCCGACAACGGGCUGUGUCCAGACAUCAUCAUGAACCCUCACGGCUUCCCUUCUCGAAUGACAGUGGGUAAGCUGCUGGAAUGCUUGACGGGCAAAGCAUCCAUCAUUGACGGUCGUCCUGACUACGGUUUCGGAGACGCCUUCCGACCCCACCCGGUCAAGGACAUGAGCCAAGUCUUGAUCGACUACGGCUUCUCCUGGCAAGGCAAGGAUUACUUCACGUCAGGUCUGACGGGCGAGCCCCUGGAGGCGUACAUCUUUAACGGUCCCAUCUACUACCAGCGCCUGAAGCACAUGGUCCAGGACAAGAUGCAUUCCCGCUCCCGUGGACCCAGGGCCAUUCUCACGCGGCAACCGACCGAGGGUCGGUCUCGAGACGGCGGGCUGCGUCUCGGGGAAAUGGAGCGUGACUGCCUCAUUGCCUACGGCGCGUCGCAGCUUCUCCUGGAGCGUCUCAUGCUGAGCUCGGACGGGGUCAGCCUGGAUAUCUGCCAGCAGUGCGGUUUGUUCGGGUACAAGGGCUAUUGCAACACUUGCAAGAGCACGAGGCAGGUGACGCAGAUGCAGAUGCCGUACGCGGCCAAGCUUCUCGUGCAGGAAUUGAUCAGCAUGAAUGUUGGUGUGCGUCUUCAGCUGGAAGACGAGUUUCCUCAUCCUCGUUAG